Molecule: messenger RNA, 1269 nt
Organism: Xenopus laevis (African clawed frog)
Lineage: Eukaryota; Metazoa; Chordata; Amphibia; Anura; Pipidae
Gene: zcchc9.L
Product: zinc finger CCHC-type containing 9 L homeolog
Cellular component (GO): nucleolus
Molecular function (GO): nucleic acid binding; zinc ion binding
Source: RefSeq, marked provisional
CUUCCGGCUGACAGUAAUGACGUUUUUCCGGAAGUAGCCUGCGUGUUAGGAACCCAGGUGGUGAGAGUUUGAGCAUGACUCGGUGGGCUCGGCUCGGUAACAGUAGCGCAGCUGUAGGAAACCGAAAGGUAUGUUCGGCCACCCCGUGGGAACAGCUCCAGCGUCGGCGGCGGCCAAAUGGUGAGGGCGGAACCAACAAGCGCAAAGCCCCUGAGCCACAGCCGGAUCCUAAGGGAGCCAAUACAUGGAAAAAGAAGAAGGAUGUAUAUGUGAACCAGGAUGUCAAUGGGUUCGGACAGUACCAAGCAGAGCAGGGGGGUGCCGAGAGGAAAGAUCAACGCAGAGAGGACAGGAGGCUGAAGAGACAGACACAUAAGAAGGACAGGAUGAUUUGUUUCCACUGUCGAAAGCCGGGUCACGGCAUGGCGGAUUGUUCGGAAGUGCUGCGAUGUCAGGAGUCGGGGACAGGAAUCUGCUUUCGCUGUGGCUCUACAGAGCAUGAAAUUAACAAAUGCAGAGCUAAAGUGGACCCGGCACUUGGAGAAUUUCCCUUUGCAAAAUGUUUCAUAUGUAGUGAAAUGGGACAUUUGUCACGGUCGUGUCCUGAUAACCCUAAAGGACUGUAUGCCCAAGGGGGAAGCUGUCGCAUUUGUGGUUCUGUAGAACACUUCCAGCGGGACUGCCCAGAGCAUCAGAAUUCAGCUCAAGUAACCGUUAAAAGAUGGACAAAAGGAAUGAGUGCGGAUUAUGAAGAAAUACCUGUAACUCCAAAAGUGCAGAAAACAAAAGUGCUAAAAUCACCAAAAAUUGUCACAUUCUAAAGUGUAGCUUCUGUCCUUGGACUUCUGACAAGACACCCCCAGCUGACCUACUGGAAUGGAUUUAUAAAAUAUAACCGACUGCUAAAGUUCUAGAGUGAUUCCGUCAUCUGCACCUGGAAUAGAUUAUGGAGAUGACGAAAGAUUACAAUUAAUAAGGGAAAUGCAUUGAGAGCUCACAUUUACCCUGAUAACAGCGAUGCACCAAUAAGAGAGACAAUUGUUCUGCAAAAGGAAGCGGCUUCAGAUAAGAGUGAUGUCAUCAUUACAAGGAAUGCUAAUAUAUAUUUAUAAUAUACUAGUACUAUGCUGUAACAAGGACCAUCAUUUUCUCACUCCACAGUUUUGGGGUCUGCCAGGAAUUGGAAGGUAUAAAUGCAGAGCACUAGGGGGGCAAGGGCCCUUGAAAAUUGUCACUGUUUCUACUGCCUUAAUAAACUGGGUUACAUAA